This is a messenger RNA of Eucalyptus grandis, 3199 nucleotides long. Its product is annotated as protein FAR1-RELATED SEQUENCE 11. The record is from RefSeq and is a predicted model, not a curated record. Lineage: Eukaryota; Viridiplantae; Streptophyta; Magnoliopsida; Myrtales; Myrtaceae. Gene Ontology annotation, molecular function: zinc ion binding. Gene Ontology annotation, biological process: regulation of DNA-templated transcription.
GAGAUAAGCACGAUAGCGGCGAUCCAAAAGGGAGGAGGGGGCGCCUCGUCACGCACCUGCGCAGAUUAGGGUUCCGCCCUCAAGAAAAAAAAGGGAGGAAAGGAUUUUCAAUUUUCUCCUUCCCCUGCUUCUCCUAACAAAAAUUCAACGGUAACCUCCUCCUCCUCCGUUUGAUGUUUUACUUCUUGCGGGGAUUCUACCUGUUAGCGAAUUGCGUUCAAGAAAGAUGGUGGGGAUGGCAAAUUUCUGGGAAUCUACUUGUGGCGAAUUACGUUCACGAUUUGGGUUGUAGUGAGGUGGGCAAUCGUGGGUCGUGUGAAAACUGGGUGUAAUGCGGAUGGAUGUGGAAAGUUCGCAUUUUGGUUUUUCUUUUGGUUCAAGAUUGGAAAAUGAUGGGGCAAUGGGAUUUCCAGUUUGGUUUCUUUUGAUCUGGUGUUGAGGAGUGGGGGGUUGGUUUUAUGAAGAAGCAUAAGGGACUGGGUUGUGCACUGUGAUGUCUCUAUGUGUUUUUGGGCAUUGAAAUUCUGCAAAGGGCUUGUUCCAUUUGAUUUGGGUGAAAGCAGUCUUGGGUUUAUAGAUUAUGCCUUAGAACGAUACUGAUGUGCCACUGACCAGUGGCUGUUUCUCUUUACGGGGGUAUUUGUUGCCCGUCAUCGGAGUUGGUCGGCCCUUGUUCUCCUGAAAUGAAUGAUGUGAUUGGGCCUGGAUCUGAUCCUUGGAUUUACAUUUUGAUUGGAAGAGAGAGGAGUAGAAUGUCCAUAGGGAGUGGGCAGAUGUUAGUGGUUUAUGAUGACCCGUCCGACCAACAUUCUUUCUCUCUAGAUGACAACAGCAGUGCCGAGGAGUCUCUUGAUGAAACGAGGCUCUCCCUGGAAAGCACUAAUGAGACUGUUCCGUACAUCGGGCAGAGAUUCGAUACCCAUGAUGCUGCCUAUGAGUUUUACAGUGAAUUUGCUAAACAGUGUGGGUUUUCGAUCCGCCGUCACCGUACCGAAGGAAAAGAGGGAGUCGGUAAGGGGCUUACAAGGCGUUACUUUGUUUGCCACCGUGCUGGAAACACACCCGUCAAAAUGACUAACGAAAGUAAAACUCAAAGAAACAGAAAAUCCUCUCGGUGUGGAUGCCAGGCGUAUAUGCGGAUAAGCAAGACGACAGAUUUAGGAGCUCCCGAAUGGCGCGUCACUGGUUUUAUAAACCAUCAUAAUCACGAACUACUGGAACCAAACCAAGUUCGUUUCUUACCUGCUUACCGAACAAUAUCUGACACGGACAAGAGCAGGAUUCUAAUGUUUGCCAAGACAGGUAUCUCAGUCCAGCAGAUGAUGCGGCUGAUGGAACUCGAGAAGUGUGUGGAACCGGGAUACUUGCCUUUCACUGAGAAGGAUGUUAGGAACUUACUCCAAUCAUUCCGGAAAAUAGACCCUGAAGAUGAAAGUACAGAUCUAUUAAGAAUGUGCAGAAAUAUAAAGGAAAAGGACCCUAAUUUCAGGUUCGAGUACACACUUGAUUCAAACGACAGAUUGGAAAAUAUUGCGUGGUCAUAUGCAUCAUCUAUACAAUCAUAUGAGAUCUUUGGCGAUGCUGUCGUGUUUGACACGACACACCGGCUGAGUGCAUUUGAUAUGCCACUUGGUUUGUGGGUUGGGAUCAACAAUUAUGGAAUGCCCUGUUUCUUUGGUUGUGUACUUAUGAGGGAGGAGAAUUUGAGGUCUUAUUCGUGGGCAUUAAAGGUCUUCUUGGGGUUUAUGAAUGGAAAACCACCCCAAACAAUUCUUACCGACCAGAAUAUGUGCCUGAAAGAGGCAAUAUCUAUGGAAAUGCAAACAACUAAGCAUGCACUUUGCAUCUGGAUGAUUGUGGCAAAGUUCCCCUCUUGGUUCAAUGCUGUUCUGGGAGAGCGUUAUAACGAGUGGAAAUCCGAGUUUUAUCGACUCUAUAAUACGGAAUCAAUAGAGGAAUUUGAAAUAGGGUGGAAGGAAAUGCAAAAUUUUCUUGGACUGCACUCAAACAGGCACAUUAUUAAUCUGUUUGCCCUGAGGGCAUAUUGGGCAUUACCAUACUUGAGAAAUUACUUUUUUGCUGGAAUGACUUCCCCUGGCCAGUCAAAGUCCAUCAAUUCCUUUAUCCAACGUUUUCUGAGCGCACAAACCCGUCUUGCACAUUUUGUUGAGCAGGUGGCCGUCGCUGUCGAUUUCAAAGAUCAAGCGGGAGAGCAGCAAACAAUGCAACAAAAUCUCCAAAACAUCUCCUUAAAAACGGGAGCACCCAUGGAAUCCCAUGCCGCAACAGUCCUCACUCCAUUUGCUUUCUCUAAGCUCCAAGAGCAACUUGUCUUGGCAGCCCACUACGCGUCCUUCCAAAUGGAAGAUGGCUUUCUUGUGAGGCACCACACAAAACUUGAGGGAGGGCGGAAGGUUUACUGGAUCCCUCGGGAGGGCAUCAUAAGUUGCAGUUGCCAUCUAUUCGAGUUUUCUGGAAUUCUGUGCCGGCAUUCGCUUCGAGUCCUCUCCACUGGGAAUUGUUUCCAAAUACCUGACAAGUAUCUCCCCCUCCGGUGGCGGAAGAUCAGCACAUCUUCAUCAAAGCUCCCUCAUAAUACUCCGAGCGAUCACGCGGAAAGAUUACAGUUUCUGCAGAGCAUGGUAUCGAAUCUCAUGUCGGAGUGCAAGUCCAAGGAGAGGCUAGAACUUGCGACUGAGCAAGUUUCCAUCCUCUUGUCGCGUAUCAGAGAGCAGCCGGUGUCUUCGCUGGUUCUAAGAGACGCUGCUUCCAUUCACAGGAACUUUUGACAAUGCUAUCUUGAUUAAUCCGACGGGAGGCAUAUCCUUCAUGCCGUUCCUGGGCUGGAUGAAUGCGUGAUGCCGAGCAGAUUGCGGAAGUUGGAGUUGAAUCCGGGAUCAGGGUUCGAGCAUAUUGAAGUGAAAUUCUGUAAGGCUGAUGAGCGAGUACAGAAAAUGUGUUUCUAUCUCAGAUGGCACCAAGAAUCCAGCUUUUACCCGGGAAAGGGCUUGCAUUUGCCAGGAAAGAGUUCAUGAGAAUAGUGAUGAUGUAGAGGGAAAUGCUUCUUUAGAUUCUCUAAUUGAAAGGGCCAUAAUUUCCUUCGAUGAUGCAAUCGAUCGGUGAUGAUAUAUACUUGGCCAUCGCUUACAUUUGACAUUAACUUAUCUCGUGAUAUUCAAGAGAAGUUACAUUUAUUUCA